Molecule: messenger RNA, 16991 nt
Organism: Motacilla alba alba
Lineage: Eukaryota; Metazoa; Chordata; Aves; Passeriformes; Motacillidae
Gene: DGKH
Product: diacylglycerol kinase eta
Exons: 28
Coding region: 2927-6169 (1080 amino acids)
Biological process (GO): lipid phosphorylation; intracellular signal transduction; diacylglycerol metabolic process
Molecular function (GO): ATP-dependent diacylglycerol kinase activity; protein binding
Source: RefSeq, a predicted model, not a curated record
CAAAUUUAAGGCAAGACCUGUGUGGUAGCAGAGUGAACAGUGAUCUCUUGUUCUCUUCCUCAUUCCCCAUUCAAAAAAAUCCCCCUACUUUUCUGAACAGAACAAAAACAUUAUUGCAGUAAUGGGUAGUUUUACUUCCCAUUCAGACAUUGUUGAUUUCCUUGGAUUUUUUAGGGUUUGUGUUGGUUGUCUUCAACUUUUAAGACUGUAUAUGCUCACUCUUUCUGAAUGCCUACUGCAUUAAAAGUGUUUUUUAUUCCAACUACCUCUAUUUUAUUACUUUCCAAUAUACUGCAGUAUCUGCUCUUGGUAAUGGUCUUUUCCAAAAUCAGCAGUGACUUUUUGGCUACUUGACAAUGGUGAAAAGUUUCAAAGAAAGGUAAUCUUAUUUAUUUUUUAAGACCUUUUGACUGUCUUCAUCUUUUGUGAUUUGUCUCAUGCUUUGUCAGCAUAUGAAAUGUUGGCACCUGAGUUCCUUCAAGAUGUAAGAGUGUUCUUAUUCUUAUGUUGCCUCAGUGGUCUCCCAGUGGUUCCUGUAACACAUCCUUUGCAUUGUGUUAUAGAGCCUUUCUUUCUUUUUCUUUCUUUCUUUCUUUCUUUCUUUCUUUCUUUCUUUCUUUCUUUCUUUCUUUCUUUCUUUCUUUCUUUCUUUCUUUCUUUCUUUCUUUCUUUCUGUCGAGAGUUCAGCAUAUUCAGAGCAGUAAACAAACAGUAAUAUUUGGAACAUUGGAGAUCAAAAGGUGAUAUGUAAUUGGAGAAAAGGUGCUGACUUGGAUCAGUAGAAGAGAAUAUAUAGGACUCUGAAUAGGAAUACAUUCAAUGAGAUAAAAUUACUAGUUAAAUUCAAAUUUACAUGGCAGGAAAAUUGUUUUGAGCUCAGUUACAUCCAUUUAAUUUGGAUUAUGUCUGUAUACAGGUUCAGCUGCUUUUAGUGAAUGAACUUCAAACAUCCCACUUAGUUAAUCAUAGCAUUGUAUAAGCAUUCAGAAGAAAGCAUACCAUCUGUAUAAAUGCAAAUAAGAAGGUUUAGGAAGUCAAUCUCAAUUUAGGAUAAACAAGAACAGCUAUACUGACUUAGUGUAAAGCUCAUAAAACAAGUUGAAUCAAAGUAUAAUAGUAAUAGUAACAGAUACUAAAGAGUGAAGUAGAAACAGCAGAGCAUAUACAAUGAUUCUUACCUUUGAGUCACUUGCCAACAUUGACUUAUUGUUGGACUUUUGAAGACCUGAUAAGUUGAAGAUUUCAGAUGUUGUCUUUUAUAGUAUAUGAUUAUAUUUAUCUGUGAUGAAUUUUUCAAAUGCCUUUUUGGACAUUUUUACUUUUCGUCUCCUCAGCAUCCUUUGGGAAUACUUCUCAAGUCUAAAGAAUGCUUUGCAUUUAGGGAAAAACACUUGUUUUUUGCUAACAGUUUCCUUGGCUCCCUCAGUUCUUAUGUUACAUGAAAUAUCUAAAAUAUAGUGAGAGUACAUUUUCAGCAUGAUUUUGUAGACUGAAAUAGAUGAGAAGCUAAAGGGACUUCUUAGUUCCUAUUUUAUUUUAUUUUAUUUUAUUAAAAAAUUUUCAAGCAUUGUUGAUACUUCUUGCAUAUAAUGCAUUUUGUCUUUUUUCAUGUUACUGUGUACCUUCUUGGAGUUUGUUGUUGCAAAUAUGAAAAUCAAAGAGAAUAUGUAGUUUAAUUGUAUUUACAAAUAUGUACAUCUUCCAACUUCCCACUUUAUUUUUGUAGCAAUAAUAUUGAUCCUAUAUUCAUGUGAUUGACAGUAUCCUAUUGAGGUGUUAGAUUGCUUCAAUGCUAUGAACUUUAUUAAGUUUUUUGCACUUUGAUUUUAUUAAGAAGCUGGAAUAUAUGAAUUUCUGGUGUGUUUACAUGCAUUGGUUAGCAGUGUUUGGUGAUGUGAUUCGAUUGCCAAUAAAUGGGUGUGCAGGGCAUUUUGAGAGGAAGUUUGGUGUCCCACCUAGGUUAUUUAUAGCUACUGUUCUGGUCCACUGUCAUACUUACCCCACCCCUGCCAAAACCUUUGGUACCAAAGGGUGUCUUCAUUGGCACUGGGUAACUAGGUGUGAGCAACUGAACCAGGGCCUUAAUUUUGGCAGGGGGGAAGGGUGGAGGGAUGCACAGUGGAUUGUGACCAGUGCUAUUGAAGACAGAAGUAAUAUAUAUCUAAGUAUUACUUGAAAAGAUCAAGAUUAGUCAGGAGUUUUCAGCAAUAAAUGCAGCAGUUGUUGCUUAAUGGCAUUUCACAACGUCUGGUUACCAGUUAGAAUCAGUAAUAACUGUGGCAGCAGGAUGGACAUAAUGUGCCGAGUUUCGGGUAGAUUUUUCAUUAUUUAAUCUGUAUUAUAAUCUCAUGCUAUAUAAUAGGAAAUAAUCUGUGGGUUGUAUGUGCCCAAAUAAGAUUUCUGUGUCCACUGAAACCUGGAAAUUUCAGCAGAAUGCUGAUUGUUGUUGGAGCCGGGGUUAUAUUAUGAUUUAAUGACUUUUCUUGGCUUCAUUGGAUGACCUGGCCUAGAAAAACAUUUUGAAGUAAUAAAGCGUCUGUUUGGCUCCAAACUAAUGAGAGAAGCAUUGCUCUUUGCAUAAACUGUUCUUUAGGAAAAGCCAUGGAGACCUACUAAUAAACCUUAUUAAAUAGCUUAAGCAAGAUUGAAGGAAACAGAAAACAAAGAAACUAUUCCCUUCCAUGUGAAGUGAGUACAUUAAAAAAAAAAAAAAAAAAAAAGGCAAGCCCAAAGCGUUUUUGCCUCCCCUCCAUGUGACUUGCAGCCUGCUGCACUUCAGUUACGUCGCCUCUGAGAGAUGUUAAAGUGCAGCUCAGUUUAAUGAAGGAGUGGAUAGGACAAAUCAAGGCUAGAGACAAUUUACGGCAGGGACUGGAUAAUCACUCCAUUUAGGAGGCUAAUACUGUGUGCUGAGAACAGAAAAGAAAUGGAGGACUGGAUAAGCUCUCUGAAGUCCGUUCAGUCCAGAGAACACUAUGAGACCGCACAGUUUAAUGUGGAACAUUUCUCAGGGAUGCAUAACUGGUACGCCUGCUCCCACGCCCGACCCACCUUCUGCAACGUGUGCAGAGAGAGCCUCUCUGGAGUCACUUCUCACGGCCUGUCUUGUGAAGUGUGUAAGUUUAAAGCACAUAAAAGAUGUGCAGUCCGAGCAACAAAUAACUGCAAAUGGACUACAUUAGCAUCAAUUGGAAAAGACAUCAUUGAAGAUGAAGAUGGUAUAGCGAUGCCUCACCAGUGGCUAGAGGGAAACCUGCCCGUCAGUGCCAAAUGUGCAGUCUGUGACAAGACUUGUGGCAGUGUUCUACGCCUGCAAGAUUGGAAGUGCCUUUGGUGUAAAGCUAUGGUUCACACGGCCUGUAAAGAUCUGUACCCUCGUAAAUGUCCACUUGGCCAAUGUAAGGUAUCGAUCAUCCCUCCAACAGCACUAAACAGUAUAGACUCCGAUGGUUUCUGGAAAGCCACAUGCCCGCCAUCCUGUGCCAGUCCUCUUUUAGUUUUUGUUAACUCAAAGAGUGGAGACAAUCAGGGAGUAAAGUUUCUUCGUCGAUUCAAACAGUCGUUAAAUCCAGCUCAGGUCUUCGAUUUAAUGAAUGGAGGACCUCACUUAGGUUUGCGAUUAUUUCAGAAGUUUGACAACUUCAGGAUUCUUGUGUGUGGUGGCGAUGGAAGCGUGGGUUGGGUCUUGUCAGAAAUUGAUAAGCUCAGCUUGCACAAGCAGUGUCAGUUAGGAGUGUUACCCCUUGGUACUGGAAAUGACCUUGCCCGUGUCCUUGGUUGGGGAGGAUCCUGUGAUGAUGAUACGCAACUUCCUCAGAUUUUGGAAAAACUAGAACGAGCCAGCACGAAAAUGUUAGACAGGUGGAGUAUAAUGUCAUAUGAACUGAAAUUACCAGCAAAGCCUUCUAUUCUUCCUGUGACUGCAGAAGAGUCAGAGGAGUGCCAGAUAUCUGCUUAUGAGGAUUCAGUUGCUGCUCAUCUUGCAAAAAUUCUCAAUUCUGAUCAGCAUUCAGUUGUCAUAUCAUCUGCCAAAAUAUUAUGUGAGACUGUAAAGGACUUUGUUGCCAAAAUAGGGAAGACUUACGAAAAACCAAUGGAAAAUGCAGAGGAAGCUGAUGCCAUGGCCAUUAAAUGCUCAGAGCUAAAUGAAAAGCUGGACCUAUUGCUCCAGGCCCUUCACACCGAAGCCCAGGCUGCUCCCAUUCUCCCAGGCAUUGCUCCCCCCAUCGUGGAAGAAGAACCGGAGGAGUUCUCAAGUGAAGAAUCCUUGUCUGAAAGUAAAGAGCAAUUAGCAGAGUGUGUCUCAAAGUCUUCCCAGAAGCUCUUCAAACCAAGGCAACAGUUAAUGCUCCGAGCAAACAGCUUGAAGAAGGCUGUGAGGCAGAUCAUUGAACAAGCAGAAAAAGUUGUGGAUGAGCAGAAUGCUCAUAGUGAAGAACAAGUGAACCAGUCUCCAGUAGAAUACAGCAAAGAAUUGGAUGAAUCCAAAGAAGAGGAAAAAGAGGAAGAUACAAAGGAACUUGAGUCUCCAUCAACUAAGACUGCACCAAGAUCUCCUGAUAGACGUACAAGCCGAGGUAUCCAUUCUCAGACAGGUUCCUUCUCUGCUCCAGCUUUGGCAGCAAGCAAGGAAAACCUCCCAGUACUUAACACAAGGAUUAUCUGUCCAGGUUUAAGGGCUGGUCUAGCUGCUUCCAUUGCAGGAAGUUCAAUUAUUAGCAAAAUGUUGCUAGCAAACAUCGAUCCAUUUGGUGCUACGCCGUUUAUUGACCCGGAUCCAGAUUCCUUGGAGGGAUAUUCAGAAAAAUGUGUCAUGAACAACUACUUUGGAAUUGGGUUAGAUGCAAAAAUUUCAUUAGAAUUUAAUAACAAGCGAGAAGAGCACCCCGAAAAAUGCAGAAGUCGGACGAAAAACAUGAUGUGGUAUGGAGUUCUUGGCACAAAAGAGCUAUUGCAGAGAACUUACAAGAACUUAGAACAAAAAGUUCAACUUGAGUGUGACGGACAGUACAUCCCCCUUCCAAGCCUGCAGGGUAUAGCUGUGCUAAACAUUCCCAGCUAUGCUGGUGGGACUAAUUUCUGGGGUGGAACCAAAGAAGAUGAUAUAUUUGGAGCUCCGUCGUUUGAUGAUAAAAUCUUAGAAGUUGUUGCUGUAUUUGGCAGCAUGCAGAUGGCAGUGUCCAGAGUCAUCAAACUGCAGCACCACAGGAUAGCUCAGUGUCGCUCAGUAAAGAUCACCAUACUUGGUGAUGAAGGGGUUCCAGUGCAAGUCGAUGGAGAGGCAUGGAUCCAGCCCCCGGGAGUUAUUAAGAUCAUACAUAAAAACAGAGCUCAGAUGCUAACACGAGACAGAGCCUUUGAAAACACCCUGAAGUCUUGGGAGGACAAACAGAAGUAUGAUUCCUGCAAACCUGUCAUUCGAUCUCCCUUGUACCCUCAGCAAGCUGUUGAGUUGGCUACAGAAGAAGAAGUUGCACAGAUCCAGUUGUGCUCACAAGCUGCAGAAGAACUUAUUACCAGGAUCUGUGAAGCAGCAAAAGUACACGGCCUCUUGGAGCAGGAGCUUGCUCAUGCUGUUAAUGCAUGUUCACAUGCAUUAAAUAAAGCCAACCCAAGGUUUCCUGAGAGCCUUACCAGAAACACUGCCAUGGAGAUUGCUGUCAAUGUGAAGGCCUUACACAAUGAAACAGAAUCUCUGCUAGUAGGAAGAGUUCCUUUGCAGUUAGAAGCUCCCCAUGAAGAACUGUUGUCUGAUGCUUUGCACAGUGUGGAAGUAGAGUUGAGAAAACUUGCUGAGAUUCCUUGGCUUUAUUAUGUUUUUCAACCAAAUGAUGAUGAGGAUCCCCCUCUGGAUUAUGCUAAAAGGAAUAAUAGAAGUACAGUGUUUCGUAUAGUGCCAAAGUUUAAAAAAGAAAAAAUUCAGAAGCAUAAGACCAGCCCUCAGCCUGUUCAAAAAUGGGGCACAGAUGAAGUUGCUGCUUGGCUGGAUCUGCUCAGUUUGGGAGAGUACAAAGAAAUCUUCAUCAGCCAUGACAUCCGAGGCUCUGAGCUUUUACAUCUGGAAAGGCGAGACCUUAAGGACCUGGGGAUAACGAAAGUGGGUCAUAUGAAGCGAAUUCUCCAGGGAAUUAAAGAGCUCAGCAAGAACACCCCUUUGUCUGAAGUGUAAUUAUGCUGGUGCUUUUCUUAAAGAGAGAAGAGCAAGUUGCUGGAGAAGCAAAGCUGUUGCAGGCACUUGGCUGUCCUUGUAGUUUAUGGAAGAAUAAGCUGUAUUUGUACAGGCUAGCAUCUCUGAAUUCUUGUGCGGUGAAGAACUUGCAGCAAGAGUACAAAAGGAUUUGUGCCAAAACAAAAAGGAAAAGGUGAUAUGUUCUGCGAAGAUGUUUUCUUGGCGUGCAAAUUGGCCAGUUUGGAUAAGCCCAGUUUGGUUAAUUGAUCGGUUGCUGGUGAACUGCAAUGACUGGAAAAUAUAAUCAAGGAAUGAUUGCUUUGCUUACAUGCAGCUCAGUAUGCCUCUCUUUAUGCUGCAGCAAGAUGCCACUGUACAGCAUGAGGUCAUCUGGUUUUCCUUCCGAGGCGUAGCUCUGUGAAGCCUCCUGUGCAGGAGACCAGGAAGUUUGGAAGGUUCAACACGGAGCCUGGCAGUGCCGCAGGUAUCCAGCACUCGCUGGCCAUGCAGAAGAGGGGAGAGAUACCUCAUGAUACCAUGAACGCAAACUAUAAUGCAUGGUGUGCCUGCCUGAAUUGUCUGUUGUUCUGUUGCAUGACACAUCUGAUACUUUAAACACUUGAACAACUUUUUUAUCGGUUUGAAUGAGAUUUAAUUUAUUGCUACUUGAGUGUCUUUUUUUUUUUUUUUCUCCAAUUUCAGGCACUUUUCUAUUCUUCAGUGUUGUGUUAUGCCUAAAAUGCGUUCUACGGCAAAGGGUGUGUGGGUGUGGAAACUUAGCAUUUGUGCCAUAUUCAGCAGAUUAUAUAUGAUUGAAACACUGUACAGUUAGAUUUUUAAAUAUAUCAUGUACAGAAGGUUUAUCAGGUAACUAACUUAUGAGAAUUUUUGAAAGACCGGUACCUCACAAAAACAUCAAUUGGCUUCCUGCAUGGAAAAUGAUAAAGAAUCUUCUCAAUGGUGCAUUUUAAUGUAGUUAUUCAGUUAUCUUAAACAUCUGUAGCAUAUUUGAACUUGUAGGCACUAAUGGUUUUAUUUAUUCUAUUGUUCAAAAGCAGGUUUAAAUAUUAAUGAAAUUUUCUUAAAGAAAAAUUUAAUUUUAUUUAUCAUACAUAAGAAGAUAUUUAAAAUGUAGCAGCUGAUUUGAUUUUUGUGGGGUAAACUUUUACUUGUUGCUAAUUAACUAUUAAUUUAAAAAUGCAUCUGUGUGCAUUUUUUAAAAGGGUAUUAGUUUGUUUCUUGACAGCACUCCACCAUCAGUAGACCAUAAAAAUUAAAAAAACCCAGACUAUAAGGUUUUAGGCUAUGCAUGCUAAGAUGGAUCACAUGCAAGAUAGUAACCCAUGAGUAUAAACAGGUUAAAAAAAUUAAAACCAUCUUUGUUUAGAUAUUGCUCUAUACCAGAGUUUGUAAGUUUAUUUACACUUUACUGAAAUGAAACAGGUUAAUAAUUUAAUUUCCUGGUUAACUUUUCACAAAAGUAUUAAUCUAGCCAGAAAAUAAAUUUGAGAUAUCUACAAAAGAAAUCCUACCUAAAUGUUUGACAUGAGAUGACUUUGCACCACCUGCCAGAAAACUUGCACAGAAUUGCUCUCUCCUUGCUGUUUCUAGCAAUGUGUCAUUGCAGCACAAAGAAUACUUGACUUUCACUUAAUCAAGUAGCUUUGAUAUUUCUUGCAUGUUAAAGAGUAUCUUAACAUCUAUUUAUGUUUUCCUCAUGGGCAGCAGAGUAAGGUUUCAUUUGGUUUUUACCAAAAUUAUUUCCUUGUAUAAAGGGCCAAUGUCAAGUACUGCAUCCUGGUUUUGCCCUCCAUUUCUCAUGCAUAUGACCAGAGAUGUUCCAUGGCAAGUAGAUGGGACUCAUCCCCUGGAAAGUAUGAUCUAUUAUACUCAUUGUUUUAUUGGAGAAAAAAAAAUCAAAAUAAUCAAAACAGGCUUAAUUUUUAUCUUAUUUUCUUUCUUUGAGUUCUUGCUGCUGUAGGUUCAACAGGCACCACUCUGGGAGUUCUGUGGACAUAAUGAUUAUUCUGGUAAACAAACAAAAGUAAAAGGCAAUUUUCUAGUAGGUUUUGCAUAAAAAAAACCAAACCAAAGUGCAUUUGCCAAAUUAUAUGACUUUCAGGCUGUUGUAUGAAAAGCAUAUGAAAAAAAUGGAAAGCUAGGCAAACAAUGGAAAGUUUGUUUGUUUUGGUUCUAUUUUAAAGUACUUGACAUUCACCCCUUUAAUGACGUUCAGGUGACAUCUGCCAAGUCUUUGUAAGCUUUAUUUUCUUUUCUCUUUGAUUCUUCAUAAGCUACACCGUAUUUUAACAUGUGGCAGCAUUUUAGCAUAUUGACAUUACAGUAGACAAUAUAGCUUAUCUUCUGGUCUAUUCAAGGAUGUAAUACAUAGCAGAACUUUCUUUGCUUUCCUGAUUGUAAGAUACAAUCUCUUUACAACUUUCAGCCUUGCUGUAUGUAAUGCAUUGAGAUGGGCUGUGGAACCAGAUCUCUUCAAGUCACUGUAGAGGUCUAUGCUGAGUAUGUUAAAGAACGGGAGCUGCUUUUGGGCAGGGAAAAUGGGAAAAUUUUGUUUGUAACACAAUUUCUUAAGGCACUCCUCAAAUUACCUCAGUAUAGGACAACUGACUGAUCAAUGUUCAUUUUUCUAAAUGACCACCAAAGAAUUUAACUUUGAUUGUCCUAAGCAGUUUUAUAAACAUGUGAAUAGGAAAAAACUGUAAGUAUCAUUUAUGCUGUAUUUAUUAGAUGCCCAGGAGAGCAAAUUUUAUGCAACUCUAUGCCUUAGACUAGUGUUGGCUAUGAAGUGCAAAUGCAUCUGACAAGGAGGCUCAGAAUAUUUUUAUAGGGGUUCUCCGGAGGUCGUGGGUUGUAGCUGUGUUUAAGUGAUGUGGCUUUUUAGAUUAUCUGAACCCAGUGUAACUCUCUCAUGGUUAUUCUAAGUAUUGGGUUUUUUUCCUUACUGCUGUAAAAGCCCCAGCUCCUAGAACUAAUUACAUUUUUUUUUAAAUGAACUGUAAAAGCCCCAGCUCCUAGAACUAAUUACAUUUUUUUUAAAUGAACUGUAUUCUCCCUAAUUUAAUCCUGCCGUAAAAAGUGCUUCAAAGCACACAUCCCAAUAUCUCAACAAAACCAAGGUAAACACAUCCCUAAAAGCAGUUAGCUUUUCAGAAAACAAGAUCCUGUGGAGCCUGAUUCAGCAUGCUAGAUUUAUCAAGACAAUCCCUAUACAGAGUUUACUGGAUUAAAUUUUUCCUCUCCAGUCAAAUACAUGCUAUUUCUGUGGUCAGUAUACAUUAAAGCCUGAAGGGAGUGCAGAGUAAUCUGCAUUUUUUUGUAGUGGCUGGUAUUCAUAUAGAUGAAAGCUCUAUACCUCAGAGAGAGGAACACAAGAGCUGCAUGCUUUAAAAUUGCAGCAGGUUGCUAAAUAUGAGUUGCUGUUUUGUCAUUUUCAAAUAGGAUUUUCUCAGUUCACUGUAUUUGAUUGCUGUAGCAACCUCUGAUUUAGGUCAUGCAAGUUUUGCCUUGAUAAAGCCUCAUGACUUCUUUUUAGAAACUGAAUGAAAUCAAGCCAACUCAUGGUUUUAGGUGUUGGGGAUGUUUUGCAAUAAUUCAAAGAAAGAAGAUUUAAAAAUCAAUUUUUUAUAAGGUGGCAAGGGAAAAUUUUCUUUGAUACAUAUUUAUGUCUCUCCCCUUAAACACUAUUUUUUUUCUCCUGAAUGUCUAUUUCUUUCAAAGAAAGAUGCUUUGAACUUGGAAGAACAGUAAAGUGUAAAGCAUGUGAUCAAAAAUCCUGCCAGACGAUUUCAUUCCAGUAUUUCUUGUUUUGGGACUGGAAUUAACAUGCUUGGUCCUGUAAAUAACAAAUAGAAAUCACCUUUAUCUCUCUAUCCCUGCCCAAAAUAAUUAAUACUGCAAUGCUGCAUAGCUGUAAUUCAAAGGAGAGGUAUUGAUUUUUUUUUUCUUCAUAAACGUCCAUUUUAUAUUUUCCCAUGCUUUUUUUGUAGAGAAAUAGAUAACCUGCCAAUUUUACUUUUUAAUUGAACUUGCUCAUGCUAUUAAUGAAAAUUUCAUAAAGCCUUGGUAAUGAGCAUUACUUCAAGGGUAAAAUUAUCAGUGAUUUUCAAUGCAUGUGGUCUUCAUUUCAGGAAGACUGGCAGGAGACCCUUUUCACAUGUAAUGGAAAAUUAAUAUAUACAGCAAAUAUGAGAGGAUGUUCCAUAGUCCUAAUUUAAAAACAGUUGUAGUAAUGUACUUGCAAGACAAAACCCCCUAUGGUGACUCUGUUUUGCUUGAUGCUUCCUGUUAAUGAUUGCAUUAGUAGUGUUUACAGCUAUUUCUGCAGUGCUCUCUGUGUGCCCCUAAAUAUUAAGUUCUUGCCUAUGAGUUCUUGCCUAUGAGUUCAACAGUUCUGGUAAUUAAUAAGUAGCAGUGCAAAAAGUCUUUGUGAAAGAUAAAGUCACAAGGAAUGUAUCUCACUGAGGAUAACUGAGCUGGAGCAAUUUGUUUAGCUCACAACCAGGAAAUCAUCUUGUCACUUGUAUGAGUGAGAGCCACAGAAAAUAAAAUUAAAGAAGUAAUUUUAAAUUUAUUUUUUCACCCCAAUAACUUAAGUACCUCUCAACUGCAGCAUCCUGUCUACAUUUAUAACACAGGCUGUCCUGUAUUUUUUUAUUCUGUUUUCAUGGAUUGUAUGUUUUGUGGUAUGAUUUUCAUAUCAUCAAGGUUUGAUGCUGCUUAUUCUAACUGCAAGGAUUUAAUGUUUGCAAGAACUGUACAUAACUGUAUUGCUGUCUUAAGGAACAAGUUUUUGAUGACUUGAGGAAGCUGAGGAGUUGGGACAGGAUUUAAGCUUUGGACAGGACUUUAAAUAUCUCUGCUUUCUCUUCAGAGAUGAAUAGUAGCAUCAGCAGGAUUGACAAAGCAACAUUUGGUAAUUAUGAAUAUAAACUCUUUACUGGUUGUAUAAAUUUCUGUAUUUAUAUCUAGAGUAUAAUGUGGAAUGGAUCUUUUUUACAAAAAGAAAAAAAUUUCUAGUUGUUUUCUACUACUGUUGCAUUAGUAGAAUUUACAUUUCUUAGCUCUGUUAAGUGUUAACUUAUGUACUUGAAAUGUUUGUUUCUGCCAUACCGAAGACCAGUGUGUUUCUCAGAAAUUAUAAUCCACUUGGAAGCCAUCUGGAGACCUUGAGAGGACUAUUUCUGUAGCCAGUUGGAGUUAAUACCAAAAUUCAUAACAACUUCUGUAGGCUUAAUAGUAAUCACCCUCAGUACUUUACCUGAAAAAAAGAAUUUUGAAAGGUUUGUGGUUUUUUUCAACGCAUAGAAUUAAUCUUAAAAUAUCAUCCAUUGUGAUAUGUAAAUUUAAAAAUAUUAGCAUUGUUAACACUUUUGCAAAGAAGCAAAAUGCUGAUGAAUACACACCCAAGAGUAUUCCUGGACAAAUUUUAAUUAAUUUAGCUGUAGUGGUUAAAGACCUAUCACCUUCAGAACACUCAACAGAAAAUUCAUAUGUGUACAUGGUAGAAUUACGAACAUGUGUUUUAAAUAAUUAAAGAUUUGUUUCCCAUUUGACAAAAACUUGAUGAGCUCUCUGAUGGGAUUUUGAGUUCCUAUAACCUAUUGCUUGUAUUAGUGGGGCAGAAGAAGCUGGUGCCUCAUUUAUGUUUAACACCAGUCAUGCCUUCAUUCAAGUUUUUAGGUUGCUUCCCAGCUCCUGUGUCUGGAUGAGCUCCCAGCUUCUGGCAAGAUGAGACCCUUGCAUGUGUCUCCAUGGUUUCUGUUCAGAAGAGCUGGACAGGCAGGCCAGGAAAAAGUUGUAGGGUGCUCGAGGAAAGACACACCAAGGCUUCAGGCUCCAAAGCCUAGCAUAGCCAUGGUGGACUAAAAUCUUUUAAGUUAUAUUUUUACAGUCCCUGCUGGAAGCUCCAUCUAACAAUUAACAAGAGCUACCAGAGUGCCCUUGGACAGAGACGUGUUAUGGCUAGCUCUACCAGCUGUAUCAGACAUUGAAAAUACUGAACCUUGUGGUAGCUAUUGGUGGGACAAUAUCCAAAUAGCCAGUGAGUAUUUUAUUCUGUGGAACGUAGACUUUGGAAAAAUAUAGUUUGUAGUAUUAUUCAAAGACUAGUGUUAGGAUUGAAAAGCUACUGAAUAUAAAUGCAAUGUGGUGCAAAAUUUUAAGUCAUUUGCAACUAUCUUUUUCCAAAUUCAUUGGAAGCAACUAUUUUAGGGAGCUGUGUUUGAUCCAGGUAGACAAGAGGGUGUGAACUGGAAGGUGGGAACAGGAAGAAAUGAACUCAAAUUGGAUGGUUUGUUUUCAUUAUGGGAACUGUGUGUAAAGCCAAAAACAAAAUCUCCACAGUGCCCCAAAUCCCUUCCAUGACAUUGUAAAUGGAAUAGCAUUUUAAGUCCCAAAUUUUUUAAACUAAUGCAUUAAUUGGAUAAAAAACCAGUUUAAUUAAUAACCUGACAGUGUCAUUAACAGGGAAAGAGUUAGAGACACAACUGUUUUUCUCCUGGUGUUAGUUGAAGUAAGUUCUGUUUGGGACUAAUUCUCUUUGCAGUCAGUCAAUAAUUUUGUGAAUGGGGAGAUUGAGGGAAGCCCUUCAAAGCUGCUUGGUCUUGCUUUUCAGAGAGAGAGAGAGCAUGUGUGCUGAACAGUAGAGCCUGGAGGCUUUUAAUGAGAAUUUCAAGGAUACAAGAUAUUCUAGUUGGAUAGUUUAGGAAGGUUUACAAGGAGCACACAAGCAUGCAGAUUCUCACUGUGAAGGUUCCUAGCAGCACUGUCCUCUCACAAGAUGCCAUGUCUAUACAUUGAAGCAGGCAUUUGGACUGUGUCCCUAGCCACAUUCCAGAGGAUUUUCUACAGGCAUCUGUCACCUGUGGUGUCUGUACUUUCUGUCUUGGUUUUAUGUCUCCUUUAAUCGGGUACCUUGAAAAAUGUGGUUGUCCAUAUUUGACAAAAAUUACCAUUUUUCCCACUCAAGGAGCACAGCUUGUGAACCUGUCCUGAAAUAAUUUGUUUCACUAGCCACUUUUUUACAUCAUAUCCAUUGAAUCCUAAAAGAGCUGAAACUCUUUUAGGCACCUCCCUAGAGCUGCCAGUUACCUUAGGAAUUUAAUAUGCUUGUAUGUCAAUGGGAUCAUCAAAGGGCAAGGUGAUAUUCAUAGUGGCAGAUGAGACAUGCAAUAGAUGGGAUUUGCACAUAAGGAGUACAAGCUGUUCAGAUGCUCCUGAAAGGUGAAGGGGGCCUGAUCUCUGCACCUUCCCUCUGGCUCUUCUUUGUUGCUGUCAUCACACACAAAUAAUUUAAUGUCAUAUAAUAUUAGCAGCUUCUUGUCUUCAUUCAUGGUGACAGCAAACCUAUCAGUCACUACUAAUGAAACUUCUCACUGUCACAUCUGUCUGUCUAGAGCAGGUAUCUUCAAAUAUUGAGCACUAUGGAGUUGCAUUAAUGUAUUUUUAAUGUAUGUUCUGGCAUUUAAGAAAAAUAAAUUUCAUCUAAAGGUAUUUCAAAGGUUCUGAGAGGAUCCCAGCCCAGCUUGGGUGGUUUCUGUCAUUAGCCAGGCUUGUGACUUACACUGGUAUUCCAGUCAAGUUCAUCUGUUAGUUAAAUCUGUUGUAACAUCCACUUACAUGCAUGAGUGGAUGCAUGAACUACACAUGGAAGCGUUGCAGAGAUGGUGGGACACUGUCUUGUUCUCGCAUAACUCAUAUAUUUGGGUCUAAAUGGCAGUUUGCAGCAAAGAGCUGAAACAUGUGAUUUCCACUCAAUCCAAACCUAUAUUCAGUUGAAAACGAAAACAUCAAACGUGGUUUGCCUGGGUCUAGGUAAAAUCUGGUGUGUACUCAGUAGUUUCUGCCCUUUGUUUCCCCUUCUUCAUUCCACAAGGAAGUCCAUCAUCUUUGCAAUCAUAUAAAUCUUUUGGGACCCUAGGCAUAUGCUGUGUUUUAAACAGUACUUUAGGCCCCUUGGAGAUUGUUCUUGUAUUUCACUUACAGCAUUUACAUGUAAGCCUACAGAUGAUUUUCUUGGAGAGAAAUUGCUCCUCACAUAAAAGCGAUCCUCAAAUUGAUCAUGGGUAGGCUUUUACAUGCCAUACCCAUGAAUGUCAUUCUCUUGCCAGUAUUUGUGUGGAUGGAUGUAGAUAUGUAGUACCUAGUUCAUAGUGAGAGCACACCUGUACAUAGAGAUGUAUAUACAUACCCUGGUUUUGCCCAAUAUAACAAUGCCAACUUGUGUGUAGAGCCAAAAAAAACCUUAAAACUAUACAGUGCUUGAGAUGCUGCAUUGUUUUUAUUAUAGUAUUUUUUAUAUCAGAUAAAUUGCAGGAUGUUUACAGAUGCUUAUUAAUAUUUAACUUAUACAAUGGGGUGACAGGAUGUUUAUGAUUGUUGUCAGCUAAAGAAUUGUAUAUGAUUCUGGGUGAAAUUUUGGCUUUUUUGAAAUCCUUGGCAAAACUCCCAUUGAUCUCAUUGGGGCCAAGAUUAAACUCCUCUGAAUCUAUUGUUUACUGGCUAUUUUCCUACUGUGAUAAUUUUUUUAAUGAGUGAAAUGUAUUUAUUUUUUCCCAAUGUGAAAUCUGCAGUUUCUAUUUGGAUUUUUCUGUGGAACCUGCAAACUACAACACAGGUGGGAAUAUAUGCCUCAAAGACUGUACAGAAUUUUUCAUUGAUCUGGUCCUUGAAUACGCCUAAGAAAAUACCUUCUAAAAUAACUUUUCUAAGAUUUAAUACAGAAUCAUCUAAAAAAAGAUCACCUUUCAUGCCUCUCCUCUCUCACAAAGAGGGAAUACAAUGUGGCAGGUGAAUGGGAAGAAGUAUUCAUUGAUAAAUAAAAAGUAGUCCUGUCUGUUUUCUGUACCUACGGAUCUCAUGCAGCUCACCUGUCUCUGCAGAUCUGGUAUGAGACACUUGAAGUACCUUAUCCAAAAGUACCUUAUUGGGGAAAAAAUAUUACAUAGUAAGUAUGUGGCUUUAAGCUUCUCAUCAAGACAUGGAGGUAUCUUCAGAGCCAGUGUGUUGAAUAACUUUUUAUAUUCCCUAGAUCAAUUAAAAUUAUGAAAAUAUUAAGUGGUAAGGCAAGUCAGACAACUGCUUGACAUUAGAGAAAUCACUUGUCUAGAGGCAGAAGGAACAGUUCUUUAAUAGCACAAGGAGGAAAUAUACCAUAAUGCAGCGCUUCCUAAAUCCCUUUCCAGGGUAUCUUUUAAUUACGUAUGCUCAAAGUGUAUUCUUCCUGUAAAAAAACCCAUAUGGCUGUGAAACAGCUAAGCAGAUGCAUCCUAAUUUCUUCAUCUAAGGCUAAAAUACCAUUUUCAAAUAAGAGCUGUCAUGCACUUUGAAAUACAUAUGUUGGGAACAGGUUAGUUUAUAUUUAUCAUAGAUAGUCAUCCCAGGGAUAGUCGGACAUGUAAAAUGAGGUAGUUAUGUCAAGGUUAUCAAAAGCUGAAGAAAUAACAUAGCAGACACCUUCCUUCACAAGGCUCUUUCUGAAGACAUCUGUGCAAAUGUCCACCACUUCCAGGAGUCUUUUCCUGUAAUUUUGUUUAAGAAAGGAUCAUAUUCAGAUUCCUAUCCUUCCCCUUGCUAAUAAGGCAGGAAGUUUGCACCUUGUUGAACGUUCUAGGAGUUUGUUGGCUGUAGAAACAGACCUCAAAAGAAUAAACAUUUGAGGCAAUCAGUAGGCUUGCGGAGGAUGCACAGGGCUCUGUCUGGGCUCCUUAGUCUGCUAAUGUGGCUCUGAUCACAGGUUACUGGGGGAAAAGCUCCUAUGGUGCUCCUGCUUCACUUGGUGGCAAGGCUCCGUGGUUGUCAGUGGGGCAGAUGGGUGCCAAGCGAGCAGACACCUUUCCUUUUGUGUGUUGGUUGGCUUUCUGCGAUUCUAAUCAGGGCUGGAGUUCAGGACACACCUUUGUUUGUCUGCAAGGCCAUGUGAUAGCUGAGGAAAUGAGGAGGAAGUGGCUGAAGGUCUGGAUUCUGCCUUUGGUUUCCUGCCAGUGGAGCUGGUGUAAGACUGGGGGUAGUGUAGUUAACCUUUGAGUGCCUCACUUUCUCCACCCAAGGGAAUAGGGAUGCUCACCACCUCUGUACAGCCCCCUCGAGUCCUGUAGGAGAGCAGUGUUAUGUAAACCGCUGAGUUUUACCCACACUAUUAUAUGUAGUAAAAAUAAAUUAUUUCUGUUCAUAACACUGCAAGAAUUGCUUUUCCUAGUUCCAGUUGUCUUUGAUGACCUACUAUGUCCUGGGCAGUCAGUUUUAAAGCUUAGCAAUUGCUCUAAUACUUAGAAUUACACACAUAGCAGGCUCUGUUUGCUGCAGAAAAGAGUAAAACUGCCUGACAAAACUUGCCAAUGAAGUAUAUCUAACAGAGCAGGGGUGUAACUUUUGGCUUUAUUUACUUGUAAUAAUGGUAAGGAACAGUGAAUUUUGUUUGUUUACAUACUGUUUACAAUGGCACAGUUUUAUUUUUAAUAUAUAAAAACAAUUGAGGUAUUUAUUGCAUAUACUAUUUUAAAGAUGUUUUAUGUGUUUUCACCUUUGGAAUAUAUUGUUACAUUUCCUUGUACAGAUAAUUUGGGUGGCUUUGUUAAUAUAGUUAGUAAUUUUUAUGACUACUAAGUGACCAGUUUUCUGUGCCUUUUUAUUGUUGGAUGCAUGAUUACAUAUUUAUUAUUGUAUGGAAGUCACUGAGAUGUGUAUUUUUGUAUUCUGCUGGAAGCAAUGGUUGAUUUUAUUGUACAUGAUAAGAGAUGCCUUCCAUAACAGGCACUCGUAUGAGAUCUUCCUUCUCAAAUAAACAGAAUGCAUUCAAUGUACA